AUGGCAUUAAAGAAGAAGGCUGAUACUCUCAUUUAUUUUUCGGCAAGCUUUUAUGAUUUUCCUAAUAAUAAUUAUUAUGAUGACAACACAACGUUUCCUCCAGAGUUACUUCCAGAACUUUAUAACUUAAAGACAUUAAAAUUCAAUACCCCCUUUUUUAGAAAAUUCGUAUACGAAGUUCAAUUGAAAAUGGCAUUCUAUAGUAACCUUGAAAUUCUUCAAUUAGAUUAUUCUUUCGGUACAAUCACUAGUAUCAUUAAAAAUAGCGGUGGGAAACUCAGGAAAAUUCUAACCAGUAAGCAAGCACUCUAUGACGAGAAUUUUUAUGAUGAUUCCCUUAAUUUCAUUAGUGCAGUCUACAAACACUGUCCCUUAGUUGAAUGUUUAUCACUCGGAUUCCCUUCAUCAGUAGAACAUUUCUUGGAAUUCGAAAAAUUACUAAAGGCUUGUCCAAAAUUGAAAGUGUUAAUAUUAGAAAUUGAAAGUACAAUUUAUUUGCUUGAAGGUUUAAGUACAAAAUACUGGAUGUUGCCAGGAGAAAGGGAAUUUAUAGAUGAAAAGUCACAUGAAAAAGGGAGGUUGACGUCGGGAGAAAAACUAUCAAAUGCAUUAAUUAGGUCCGCGCCAAUUACUCUAAGGGAGUUAAGAUUUUAUUCUAGUUUUAAAUUUUCGUUGAUAACCCUGGAAGAAUUUUUAGAAAAUUGGAGGGGUCGACCUGCGCUUACCAUUUAUACUUUAGAUCGUGUUUAUGAAACAGGAAAUUAUGUAAAAUUAAUUGAAAAAUACACGAAUGAAGGUGUGAUUGAAGACUUUAUUAAUGGUUCUGUACCUGUAGGAUAUAUAUAG
Funneliformis mosseae is the source of this 846-nucleotide messenger RNA. The record is from the annotation of a GenBank genome assembly. NCBI's taxonomy places the organism in Eukaryota, Fungi, Glomeromycota, Glomeromycetes, Glomerales, Glomeraceae.